GUUUUUUCCUCUUUGUCAAGAAGAAAAAAUACAAACUCGCCGUUUCAUUAUCCGUUGUGUUGGUAUGCCCGUCAAAUUCAAAUCACCCACGUUACAAUCGUGUCCCAGCAAGAAAAUCAAGAACUGCAAAACUCAACGAAAAAAACUGUAUGACAGUACACUUCGAUUGAUGUAUUUCACGAAGGCAUACGAAGGUUUCAUUCGAAAAUCUUUUUUCAGUCAAAUCGCGCGUCGCCAUUAAAGCAUUUUUUAAUGUACGCGUGUUUUGUACCGUUUUCAUGUGAAUUUAUUUAAAAAAAAUGAGUGAUUAUUCUUCCGUUGCACCGCCUCAAACAACUCAACAAAACUUUAAUCAAUCUUCAGCAUUCGCCGCCGCAUUACAAAGAGCAAAACAGAUCGCAGCCAAAAUCCAUCCAAGCGGACAAGGCCAACAAGGUACGAAAAGGACUGGUGACGAAGGGUUAGAACCGGAAAACAAGAGAUUUUGUGGAUCAGAUUACAGUUCUUCCAAUUCGAGUAUGAGCCCAGCUGCAAUGGCUACUCAACAGGCCGCUGCAGUUGCAGCUCGCUUAGCACAAAGUGUAGGCAACACAGUUACAGAAGAUAUUAAAUUACCGGACAAAAUCGCAGCAACAUUAAGUGGACGUACUGGCGGUGAUGAUCAGUUUUCUAGAUUACAAAAUGAUUCAGGAUGCAAAUUGGCAAUGUCCAGAGAUUCGGAACGUGUUAUCACCUUAAGUGGGUCUCGAGAAUCGGUUAACCACGCAAAAGAGAUGCUCUCUCAAAUGUGUUCACAACAAAAUUGCGGCAGUAUCGAAACGGUUAGUUGUGUUAUAGUUCCGCCACCGGGCGCUGGCGGCUUUCCACCAUAUCAAGAAGUUAUGGUACCGGGGUCAAAGGUUGGCCUCGUCAUCGGAAAGGGUGGUGAAACGAUUAAAAUGCUUCAGGAAAAGACUGGAGCCAAAAUGGUUAUUAUACAAGAAGGACCAGCACAAGAGUGUGUGGAAAAACCUUUACGAAUUUCUGGCGAUCCGUCAAAAGUUGAACAUGCCAAACAGUUAGUAUUCGACUUGAUUCUCGAAAAAGAAGCUCCGUUCAACAAUAGAGGCGGAGCUGGUGGUUAUGACAGUGGCACCGAGCAAGCUGAAGUUUUUGUGCCAAAAACGGGUGUCGGUGUUGUCAUUGGCAAGGGAGGCGACAUGAUUAAGAAAAUUCAAGGUGAAACCGGAUGCAAACUACAAUUCAUACAGGGCAAAGGGGAUGCACCCGGCGAUCGUCGUUGUAUUAUUUCUGGUACCAAACAGCAAGUUGCUGAUGGUAAACGAACAGUUGAAGAACUGAUAGAAAGUGUCAUGAGAAGCAAUCAAGGCGGAGGUGGUGGAAUGAAUAACAGAAAUAACAUGAACAACACCACCAACAGCAAUUAUGGAUAUGGCUCCGAUGCCAGUCUACAACCUAUGAGAGAAGAAGUUUCAUUUGCUGUUCCUGCAUCAAAGUGUGGGAUUGUGAUCGGACGAGGUGGCGAAACAAUUAAAUUGAUUAAUCAACAGUCUGGAGCAUUUUGCGAAAUGGAUCGUUCGGCUAUAAAUCCACCAUCCGAGAAAAUGUUCAAAAUGAAAGGCACCAGCGAGCAGAUUGAGCAUGCUCGUCAGUUGAUUUCAGAGAAAAUUGGCGUCGACAUUACCAUUCUGAGCACAAGGCAAAUCGGAAGUGGUGGCGGUAACAACAAUCAAGGGGCGUACGGCAACAAUGGAAAUGGCUAUGGACAGCAACAACAGCAACAGCAACAGUGGGGCUAUCAACCACAGUCAUGGGAUCAGAGCCAACAGCAACAGCAAGGAGGCGUUCAAAUAAAUCCCGCAACCGGCCAGCCAGACUAUUCAGCCCAAUGGAUUGAGUAUUACAAAUCCACUAGAUCUAUCGGUUUAAAUCGAGAGGCUGAAAUGAUUGAACAGCAGCUAAAGGCAAAACAACUUGGUCAGCCGACACCCGCUUCGGUCGUUCCAGCAACACCUGGUGCUGCUAAUGGAACCGCGAUGCAGCAACAAGCUGGUCAACAAGUUCAAGCAGCUGCUGGUGGACAACCGGACUACAGUAAGCAAUGGGCUGAAUAUUACAGAAACAUUGGAAAAAUCGAAGAAGCAGAAGCUAUCGAGAAUCAAAUGAAAGCAUCUAAGACUGCACAAAUGGGUGCAAAUGCUGGCGGUAUGCCUGCCGCCGUUGCGAAUGCCGUUCCCCAAGUUCCCGGUGGCUAUCAGGCUGCCCAAGCCAUGGCUGGAUAUAAUCAAUACGCUCAGUAUUAUGCUGGUGCUGCUCAGCCCGGUUAUCCGCAAGCAGCCUAUGGCGCUUACGGUCACUAUCCCGGCCAGCAGACGCAAAUGCAACAGCCCGGCCAACCGUCACAAAAUGACAAAAACUGAUUGUGUCAACUAUUUGCUCCUGGUGAGCGUGAGUCCGUCUAGUGAGACAAUAUUGAAAAAAAGUAACACUGAGCUCAGUGCCAAAAUGUGUCAAGUAAGACCUCUUCGGGGAUUUCUAUAUGUUUGGUAAUUUUUGAACGAACAAAAUAAUUAUUAUGAUGAUGAGUGUUUUAAUUUUUGUUAAUUUAUUAUUUUUACUUUUUAAUUUAAUUUUCAGUUUUUGUUUUAUUCUAUUAUUAUACUAUCUUUCAUAAAAAUCAUAACUAUAAUUCAUCGCUAUGCUCUAAAACAUAAUAAGUUGUUCCAAUUGAAACAAAAAGGAAAACCAUCGUAUAGGCAAUAUUUUUUGUGAUUUUUGUCGGUUACAAUUUGUGUCUCUACAUUACUCAAACUGAAAACGGCCCAUUGGGUUCUUAGUUCUCUUAUGCCCAUAAGUUUUGAGUCAUGUCUUCAUUGGUUUAAAAGUUCAACAAAUACGGAAAAUCCUUCCAGUUAAACUCUGUUAUCUAUCCGGUAAGGAUCUAUGAAAUCUAAAUUAUUCGAUCGACUUUACUGGCUAGCCUGGACUGAUCUGAAGGGACUAUUAAUUGUUUGUGUGAACGAAAGGCUUUUUACGCUUCAUUCAACACCCAAAUGGACUUGGGGUAUAGCUAAUCCGGCGCUCUUCAGUUGUCAUUUUGAUGUUUUCAUACGCAUUUGUGUAUAAGCGUAUUUCUCUCUCUACACGUACCGUGAUCGAAACUACAACGUAUUCACCAGCUCACUAUAAGAUUCUUUUAAAUCUUUGUUAAAAUUGGCCCCAAUUCGAAGCUGUUUGCAUCAGAAAGUUUUUGAAGAAAAAUUCGUCAAAUUUCUUUAAAUUUCCAUUACUUGAAUAUUCCACGAACCUGAAUUGAUGGAAAUUUCUAGAAGUUGUAGCUGUUAGAGAAGAAAUGUUAAGUGAUUUCCGUCGCGUUUUCACGCGCGAAUCUAAAAAAAAUCUUUUCAUUCACUUGGCAAUUAUUCUUUGUAAAUUGUCCUGGAUAACAGACAACUGGAAGGUUUUUCUGCAUUUGUGGAAAAUGAAAAAAAACCCACACUCACUGACGUCAUAACUACCUCCUAUUGUAUUUUUUAAAGCCGAAAUAGCACUUUUGAACGCAAUACUUUGUUAUUCGAAACUUAGUUUCGUUUACCUGAAGUUAUAAAGUAUAAGCUGUUAUAAAAUCACAAACUCAGACAAUGUGGCAUCAUGGGUUUGGUCUUAAGAUUAUGGCCCUGAGACAGACCAAUUUUUUGUAAUUUAACUUCAAAAUUUCCAAUUUCUUGUCCGAAAUUACUUUUUUGUGUUCAUAAUGAAAAUCCGAGCGGGACAAUGUCCACAAUAUAAUCUCACUUCAGCCACAAAUUCCGUUACAUUGCCUAUUAUUUUACUGAAAAGUAUACCUUAGUUCCCUUUCUGAACAUUUUAAAUAUCAGCACUGCAUUGAUGGUGGUUGUAUUUUUUUUGUGAAGUUUGCAGGGAAUAUAAAAAAAAAUAUUUUCUUCAAAACUGUUAUUUUUUCAGAGAUGCCUAAUUUACCUGGCCAGAAUUUCAGCUGAAUUCCAAGUUGUCGGUGAUUUUAAUUGUUUGUUAGUGAUGUGAGAUGAAAUUUUUGUCUUAUUUUCAAUAAAAAAAAGAAAAGAAAAGUUUAAUCACCUACAACGAAUUCACUUAAAGUCAGGUAAUUUUCUUUGAUUUUUCGAUAUAUUUUUUUUGAAAAUAUUUUUCACCUUGUACAUACAUAAUUAUAAUUAUGAACAAAAUUUUAUAUUUAAAUGAAGUUUUCUUUCAUAUAUUACCAAAACAAACAAACAAACAAAUUAUUCCUAAGCUGCAUUUUUCUAAACAAAAUAUUUUCAGGUUUCAGCUUAUAUUUUCAACAUUUUUUUUUUAUUUAAAAUUGUUAUCAAAUGAGUCAGGUUUUAUUAAUUACGAUAACAAGGUUUGGUGUAUAACAUUAAACAAAUUUUUCAGUUUCAGGACUCUUUUGAUGUUGAAAAUAACAUUUUAACAUUUUAAUUCGCAUUAUUUAAGUUCCUGUUUGUACGGAAUUUACUUUCGAGUCUGAAUAUAAUUCAUUCAAAUUUA
Molecule: messenger RNA, 4530 nt
Organism: Bradysia coprophila
Lineage: Eukaryota; Metazoa; Arthropoda; Insecta; Diptera; Sciaridae
Gene: Psi
Product: P-element somatic inhibitor
Biological process (GO): regulation of DNA-templated transcription
Molecular function (GO): RNA binding
Source: RefSeq, a predicted model, not a curated record